This is a messenger RNA of Mugil cephalus (flathead mullet), 1447 nucleotides long. Its product is annotated as green-sensitive opsin. Lineage: Eukaryota; Metazoa; Chordata; Actinopteri; Mugiliformes; Mugilidae. Gene Ontology annotation, cellular component: photoreceptor outer segment; membrane. The record is from RefSeq and is a predicted model, not a curated record. The transcript has 5 exons. Gene Ontology annotation, molecular function: G protein-coupled receptor activity. Gene Ontology annotation, biological process: visual perception; phototransduction; G protein-coupled receptor signaling pathway. Bases 63 to 1100 code for a protein of 345 amino acids.
CCAGACUCUGCUGCAUUUACAGGGUUAAUCCAUAGUGUGGUCCCAAACCUUAACUUGCUAGAAUGGAGAAUGGCACAGAGGGCAAAAACUUCUACAUCCCCAUGAACAACAGGACAGGGCUUGUGAGGAGUCCAUUUGAAUAUCAACAGUAUUAUCUGGCAGAUCCAUGGGUAUUCAAACUACUGGCUUUCUACAUGGUUUGCUUGAUCUGCACUGGUUUUCCCGUCAACUUUUUGACACUACUGGUAACAGCUCAGAACAAGAAGCUCCGGCAACCUCUCAACUUCAUCCUGGUUAACUUGGCUGUGGCUGGACUGAUUAUGGUCUGCUUUGGGUUCACAGUCACUUUUUUUUCUUCUAUCAUGGGCUAUUUCUCCAUGGGACCCUUGGGCUGUUCAGUUGAAGGAUUCAUGGCCACACUUGGAGGUCAAGUGUCUCUGUGGUCUCUUGUGGUCCUGGCUGUUGAGCGAUACAUUGUGGUGUGUAAACCCAUGGGUAGUUUCAAAUUCACAGCCUCCCACUCAGCAGUAGGCUGCGCAUUUACCUGGUUCAUGGCGGCAACCUGUGCUGUUCCUCCUUUGGUUGGCUGGUCGAGGUAUAUUCCUGAGGGUAUACAGGUUUCCUGUGGCCCUGAUUACUACACUCUGGCACCAGGCUACAACAAUGAAUCAUAUGUGUUGUACAUGUUCAUCUGUCACUUCUGUGUUCCUGUCUUCACCAUCUUCUUCACUUAUGGGAACUUGGUGUUUACAGUAAAAGCUGCUGCAGCCCAGCAGCAGGACUCUGCGUCCACCCAGAAAGCAGAGAAAGAAGUGACACGUAUGUGCGUCCUGAUGGUGUUGGGCUUCCUAAUUGCUUGGACUCCAUAUGCUAGCUUUGCUGCAUGGAUAUUUUUCAACAAAGGGGCUGCCUUCUCUGCUACCUCCAUGGCUGUUCCUGCCUUCUUCUCAAAGAGCUCAGCAUUGUUCAAUCCUGUUAUCUACAUUCUGAUGAACAAACAGUUCCGUAACUGCAUGCUUGCUACAAUUGGAAUGGGCGCAAUGGUUGAGGAUGAGACCUCAGUAUCAACCAGCAAGACAGAAGUCUCCUCUGUCUCUUAAGAAUAACGCCAUUGCUCCCAACUUUGCCCUCAUUCUUAAUGUCUGUCUUGAAGUGUGCAUAAGUUAAUGGAUGCAAGCAGAAUACAGGCUAUUGACAGAUUUCACUGCUUUCAUUCCAACCUUAAAUCUGACCCUGACUUUUGAGCAUCUGACAUGAAAAACAAACAAACAAACAAAAACAAUUCUAAACUUAAACCCAACCUGAAGAAAUAGCAAUUGCAACAUGUGCUUGUGACGUCUUGGCAUGGAAAGUCUGUGUGCUAGCCUCUGUCAUAAUAUUCUAUGAAUAUUUUACUAAUAAAAACAUUUGUAGGAGAAUAUAUAUUAAAUAAACAAGAUGAAAAGAU